Grus americana (Whooping crane) is the source of this 5898-nucleotide messenger RNA. It is a transcript of the gene ASB1, whose product is annotated as ankyrin repeat and SOCS box containing 1. Gene Ontology annotation, molecular function: protein binding. Gene Ontology annotation, cellular component: ubiquitin ligase complex. Gene Ontology annotation, biological process: intracellular signal transduction; protein ubiquitination. NCBI's taxonomy places the organism in Eukaryota, Metazoa, Chordata, Aves, Gruiformes, Gruidae. The coding region runs from base 70 to 1095 and encodes 341 amino acids. The transcript is spliced from 5 exons. The record is from RefSeq and is a predicted model, not a curated record.
CGGCGGCCGCCGGGGGGGACGCUGCCGGCGGGGAGGGAGGCCGAGCCGGCCCGGCGGUGCGAGGGGCAGAUGGCGGAGGGCGGCCCCCCCGGCGGCGGGGAUCCGCCCGCCGCCUCAGGCGGGCAGGCAGGUCGUAACCUGAAGGAAUGGCUGCGGGAGCAGUUUUGCGAUCACCCCAUCGAGCACUGCGAGGAUACCCGGCUGCACGACGCGGCCUAUGUGGGGGACCUGCCCACCCUCAAGAGCUUGCUGCAAGAGGAGAGCUUCCAAAGCCGGAUCAACGAGAAGUCGGUGUGGUGCUGUGGCUGGCUGCCCUGCACGCCACUGCGCAUCGCCGCCACCGCUGGCCACGGCCCCUGCGUUGACUUCCUCCUCCGCAAAGGGGCUGAGAUCGACUUGGUAGAUGUGAAGGGGCAAACCGCCCUCUACGUGGCUGUGGUCAACGGGCACCUUGAGUGUGCCAAGAUCCUCCUGGAAGCCGGGGCUGACCCCAACGGUAGCCGGCACCACCGCAGCACCCCUGUCUACCAUGCAGCACGUGUGGGCCGGGCAGACAUCCUCCGGGAGCUGAUCAGGUACGGCGCAGACGUGGAUGUGAAUCACCACCUUGCUUCCCGGGUCCCCAGCCUCUCCCAGCGGCCCCUCACCACGCUGGUGGUCUGCCCGCUGUACAUCAGUGCUGCCUACCACAACCUCCAGUGCUUCCGGCUGCUGCUCCAGGCUGGAGCCAACCCGGAUUUUAACUGCUGCGGGCCCAUCAACAUCCAGGGCUUCUCUCGGGGCUCCCCGGUCUGUGUGAUGGAUGCUGUCCUGCGGCAUGGCUGUGAAGCGGCAUUCGUCCACCUCUUGAUUGACUUUGGAGCCAAUCUCAACCUGGUGAAAGUGGACGCCUUGGGGGUUGAAUCCACGGGAAGGGUCAAAGUCAACCCUGAGGCUCUGCAGGUGUUCAAAGAAGCAAGGGGCCGCACCCGGAGCCUCUUGUCUCUCUGCCGCAUAGCUGUACGAAGAAUACUUGGCAAAUCUCGUCUGGAUCUGAUCCAUAUCCUUCCAAUCCCAGACCCCAUUAAACAAUUUUUACUUCACGAACACAGUUAAAGGGCAACUGGCUGCUUUCCGGGACAGUUUGAUUUGGUAAAUGAGUGGGCUGAUAAAGCCAGGUGCCAAUCCUAACCCUUCCUCCACAGUGAAAUACUGUAUUGCUCAUGGAGUGCACAUAAUUCCCUGCCCCUGUGAUUUUCCCCUCCAAAUUUAGGGUGCAGUGAUUCUGUGUGUCUAUUCUUAAGCUACCGGUUAUCUAACUGGUGAUUUCUUCUUUGCAACUGGUUGGGCGAUGAGGCCAAUAAGCGCGUGUGGCUGUUACAUGAGCAAAUACAAUAUAUACUAUAGCUGUUAGCAUAUGUCUGUUUGUUAUGACUCUACCUCUGUUAUUGCUCUGUGUUACACACACCUUGGGUCUCAGCGGCACUUCUGCGUGGGGAGAGAGUCUGUGUUUAAGCCUUUCCUCUUCCUAGAGCAUCUAAAGGAGUCUCUCCUUGCCUUGGGAAGGGUUUUACAACAGCACUGUUCUCUUUCUGCUGUCAGUGCCUGGCCUUUCUCCUCCGUAUGAAGCCUGUGGUUGCUGUAAAAGCGGGUGUAUUUUCUUCUGUCCUCUUCUGGUGUGAAAUGCAUCAGGUUUCCUGUCCAGUGCCGUGCGUUACUUGGAAAAUUGUAUCCAUGUCUCUACGUGCUGCAAGGUAGCUGCUGACUUGGCUUUCUUUGUGUAGAGGCCCCGUCGCGCAGAUGGGAGAGUAGCAGAGUAUGUAAUCCUAUCCUGUCUGAGUCGUUUCUACAGAGCACCGGGUCUGCUGUGGCAGCUUGGCUUUCCCUCCAGCACUGUGAUGGACGAGGCAGGGGCUGGCCGGUCCUCCUCCCGACUGCCUGGGACUGGGUCGAGUCUCAUGACCGCUGCCAUAGCACGAAUGAGAAAAAUGUGGAGAGAAGAGGAAAAGGACUCGGAUGAAGCCAGCACGUGAACCUGAAAGAUUUCGGGGGUACUUUUUUUGAAAAAAAAAAAUGGCUAAAUUAAUCUUCUCUCACUGUAAAAUGGGUUUGAAUAUUUGGGAGUGACCAGGAGCAGCAGUGGAGGGGUUGCUAAAUUAAACUGUUGUGUUGCUGUGCCGGAUGGUAGUUGAUGCAAUGCCUGUGCAUAUAUCUGUGUGAUUAUGAAGAAAAAGACACCAAAAUAAUCUCUAGACUGCCUGCUUGCAACAUUGCAGUGAUUAUGUUACUGAAGGCCCAGUAAAGUAGCUGACAAUGCACAACACACAGAAAUAGAAGUUCCUACCUACCUUUUGCUCCAUAUCCCACGGUGGUGGUAUGACCAGAAAAAACCCUCCCAGAUCCACUUAGCAGGUCUUUUUGUUUGCAUACUGCUUCUACCAGCAUUGUGGAAAAGGGAGAAGAAAGGACUUGUCUUUUCUUGAAGCGUUAGGAGGUUAUGUACUUCUAAAUGCAGUGUUGCAUCCAGCAGCCUGGGCUCCUUUGAUUUCCAGUGCCUCUACGUUGCAGUUUACCUUCCUGUCACAAGCUCCCAGAAGAGCAUCAUUCUGCAGCGAGUUGACAGCCUUUCAUCAGGAUAUCAGGGUCAGCCAGCUCCUUAAAGAUAGCGACAUAGUCAUUGUGUAGGAAACACUGUCAAAAUAGCGACUUUAGAGGGUCAGAGAUGAUAGUCCCUCAGGAUGUUGGGUGAAAACCCAGGUAAUAAUUGGUACAUGCUUUUACUUUGCUGAUCCAAAUUCUUUCUAGUCCCUGUGUUAUAAGUUGAUUUUUUUGACAAUUUUUCUUUGCCAGUUGUUCUUCCCAUGCCCGUGUGGUCGGCAAGGGUAUUUUUCCAGAUGUAAUCCUAAAGAUGUUGGGGAUUUAUUUAUUGUAUGGUAUUAGUGCCUAGGAACCUAUUGUUGAGAGCGGAGUUAAGCCUGGGAUGGCAAGGACAGUAAGACAUCCCUUCCAGGAAUGGGAUCUAGCUCUGGUCGCUCUUCAACUUGACCCCCUGUGGUAGCAGGGCAGUGGGGUUAAGCUCCCAGUUUCAGAUGCCCUGGUUGUCCUGCCUCUAUAGGAGCAGAUCCUCAAGGCUGCCACAUAGACUUGCCCCAUGGAAUUACCGCAUAGGUCUUAACGCUAGUUACAAAAUGUUCUUUUUCCAGAGGCGUAAAUGAUUGCAAAAUCAUUUUCAGUUUCUGGCCCGCUACGGGAUGUAUUUAGGGUGGAGUUCAAUAAGAAACGAUGGACUUCCUUAUAUGUUUCAUUAUCUGCUGAAGAACACGUGCCUUUCCAAUAUGCUUUCAGAGAAGGAGGAAGGGCAGGAGAAAACACAGUUCCUGAUCGUUUCCAGUUAUUUUGGUUCCACGGCCAGGCCUGGAAGGUCCUAAGGUGGCAAAAUUUGCACUGCUGAGAACAGGCUAAAGUGUGGUGGUUACACUAGGUGCUCAGAUACCAAAGCAAAGGAUACUUUCAAAACCCUCAUCAGGUGAGAUGUAAUGGCAGGGAUAUAUAGCCGUAGGCGUGCUUUCAAGGUGAGAAGGCAGCAGAAUUGCACUGUUUCCUUUUCAGGCUUGCAGAUGGUUUAGGUUUUCACCGUGCUGGAGGCCAGGGCAGCCCAUGAACAUGUUGCCUGAGAGUUGUGUGCUUGCUUUAUAGAAGUGUUAACAUGCCUGAAAGAUGCAAACAGGUUGUAAAGCCUCUUCUCACCUUGCUGGUGGAACCAUAAUGUUUUGCAGGAGCAUGGGCCGAAUAUGCUCUCUAGCUCCAGUGUAUAGAGGCAGAAAAUGAGGUACAUUGUCUUGAGAAAAUGCCAUGGCAACAACUUCUUUGGGUUCACUUUUUUUGCCCCUUGAUUUUUACUUGUUCGUACAAUUUUGCAAACUGGUCACCCAUUAGUGCCUUUUGGGUGAAGGUGGUAGGAUGGAUGCGGAAGGCAUAUAGUCCUUUGGAGAGAGCUGGCUCCACCUGGAACGAGCUACAGUGAAAUGCCACGGCAUGGAUGACACAGAGUGGCCCACAGAAAUUCGGACAAUUCAGUUGUUAUGGGCAUGAUUAACUCAGUGCCUGAUGUAACUCAAUUGUAUCAUUAAAGCUAAGCCUCUACAGAUGACCUGUUACAAUUUUCAUUAUAGCUGCCUUCUGUGUUUGGUCUGUUGACCGUUGUGCUCUUGCCUGACGCUGUCCUACAGUGUGUUUAUGGAUAUCCUACCAGUCUAGCAACAGUGCUCCCUCCCAGAACCGUAACUCCCCUGAGUGAAAUUGAGAAGAGCACCCUCUUCCCAUGCACAGUCGAUACUUGGUACUGAUACAGUUCCUUGUAGGUCCCACUGGUAAGCUCAAGCCACACUGGGGGUGAGGACUUUGGCCUCUGUUAGUUUACCAUUCUUUAUUUAUAGUUUGAGGUAUGAUGGUUGUGGUGCUCCAACAGUCUGCUGAACUUUGUGCGUUUGGGUAGUUCUUUUGACCUCAAGCCACAGGACUACAUGGGUCUUCAAAUCCAACCGAUGUGGAGUCCAAGGGAUUCCACUGAUCACGGGUACCUCCAGCCCUGGAUCCACAAGUUGAAGGACGGUUCUCCUGACCCAAGAGCAAACAAGGUUGAAGUUUAGCAAUCACUUGGACAUUUGCAGAAUCAAAGCUUUGAAGGGACAUUUUCCCUCGGCUACGCAUCAAAUCCCAUCUUAACUGAGGGACUGUGCCUCCUGCAAAGGUCUCGGUGGUAAACCUGGAUGGUCUUUCUUGUGGCUUGAGGGCCUGAAGGGAGCCUAGCUCAGAGGGACAACUCACAUAAUAUUAAGCUGUAAGUGCAAAGACUGCUCUUGGAGUAAGUCCCUGUGCACGUUGGUUGCUGAGGCUACAUGAACCCAGCUUUGCCUAAAAGUGGUUUAGUACGCAGGCUUGGAAGAUCUGGAAUUUUCAUUGUAGAGAGAUAAUAAUGAAUCUUAAAAUAGAUUUAUGAUAUUCAUAGACCUUGGUGUCCUGUCGGGCUGAAACCUAUCUCCUCUGGCUGUCCCUGUCCUUUUAAGCCCAAGAAACAACAGUCUUCCGAUAUGAAAUCUGAGUAAUAUGUGCAUAUUAUAUAUCGUCACACUAUAUAAACAGCAUUUAUUUUUGCCUUAACUCGGACUUCACCAUUUCCUCCUAUGUAGCAAAACAUUUUCUUUUCUAAAGGUAUUCUUUUCCAUGUUGUCCACGGGGCAUGCUCAGAUAGAACAAACGAGUAUCAUGAAGUCAUGGGUGGAAAAUGAAACAUUUCUGCGGUGUACAUCCCCUAUAUUGAAGAAUGGCUAUUUUAUUUGUGCAUAAUACAUAAAGUGUGCAUUGUGUGGCCUUGCUGUAAGCUUGGGUGGGACGGGAUAACAAGAUUUGGAAAAUGGUUAAAGAACCGAAACGGGUCUGGAAUAAGCAAAGCAGAACCAAGGCAGUCUUUUUCAUGCGGGCUUUCUUCUUGCCUUCGUUGCUAUAGGGGAUUUCCAGCACGAAAUGCCGGUAGCUUGUCCCCAAAUAUGAUUUCCCGUUCUUUGGGAGUUGUGCAAAAGGCAGAGGAACAGCAUCAGUUGGGUUGAAGUGUUGUUGUUGUGUUUGUUUUUUUCUUUUUUAUUUUUUUUCCCUGUCCCCAAAGUCAAGUAAAACACUUUUUACACCAAAACCAUCCUUUGAGGUACCGUAUUUCUUUAGCCCUUCAAGAAAGCAGCAUAAGAACCUGCCCAGGCCAGAGUAGAGGUGACAGAGUCCCACUUCAAGAAGCGCUCAUCAGUCGUCUGUUAGUUUUACUUGGCGUAAAACGAUUGUGCAGAUCACGAUCGGAUCCGAGAGCAGCAAGGAGGUAUCGGUGGUGGGGCUGGAUCCACGCGUACCUGAAUAAAGAUGUUCCAGUGC